Messenger RNA from Seminavis robusta, 330 nucleotides. The record is from the annotation of a GenBank genome assembly. NCBI's taxonomy places the organism in Eukaryota, Bacillariophyta, Bacillariophyceae, Naviculales, Naviculaceae.
AUGGCAUCCGACAACAGCUCUAAGUCCGAAUCUGACGACAAAAGGGAUGACCAAAAUUCCCAGCAUCAACAGUGGCUACAGAUCUGCCAACAGUACAACCUCCAAACUGCCGAGGCAAACCGUCAAGAUGCGGUAGCGGCCCGCCAACGUGCAGAUGCUGUGGACGCAUGGAGUAUGGGAUCUAGGAGCUCUUCCGAGGACGAAGCUGGGGACACGACUGGAGACAAUGCCGUGGAAGUGACUGUAGACGAGACUGGUGAAGUUACUGUGGACGUGACUGGCGAAGUGACUGGGGAAGAGCCUGGAAACGAUCCAGAGCAACCCAUUUGA